Molecule: messenger RNA, 947 nt
Organism: Amaranthus tricolor (Joseph's coat)
Lineage: Eukaryota; Viridiplantae; Streptophyta; Magnoliopsida; Caryophyllales; Amaranthaceae
Exons: 2
Coding region: 170-718 (182 amino acids)
Source: RefSeq, a predicted model, not a curated record
AAGCGCUGGCGCUUAUCCUGAAAUUUUCAAAUCAAAACCUAAAUCUUGUUGCAAAUGUUUCAAAAUCCCCAAAAUUCAAUUUCAAAUUGAAUUACAGUAGAGAGAGAAAGUGCCUGAGUGAGUGAGUGCGAAAGAAAGAGUGAAACUCACUGAUUCAAACUGACUCAGCAUGAAGAAUAAGCUGAGAAUUGGUGAGUCAACUCAUUCCACUGUCUCACUCGAGCCAACUCAUCCAAUUGCAGAACCUUCGGAUGCCAUCGGAAACGCAAGUGAAGAAGAAGGGGACGAAGAUGAAGAAGAAGUAGGAGAAGAUGAAAUACAGAAGCUUGAAGAAGAAGUUAAGAAAAUGGCGAAGAAAGUAGAAGAAUACAGAUCUACUUUGCCGAAUCAACUCAAAUCUUCUUACUCUUCUCUCCUUUCCGAACUCCGUCCUACUUUUUCUCUCCUCGACCAAAUCGACAUUGCAGAGCCUGGAACUUCCAGUGGUCCCCACUCUGGUCCAGUUUUUAGCAAUGGUAAUUCCAGUGCAGAAGUAGAAGCUAAUAAUGACGAACAACAAAACUGUGAUAAAGUUCAACUGCUUAAAGAUAAGAUUUCUAGUAAUAUAGCUGCCAUGCCCAAGGUUAUAAAGAGGAUGAAUGACUGCAUUUCUAGAAUAGACAAGCUUGUUUCAUCAGAAGUAACGAUUCAUCCUGCAUUCAAAAGGAAAAAGACAUGAUAUAGUUUUGUGUUUUGUCAAUUGGUGAUUGUUUUAGAUAGUAAAGUUGAUUUUGUACAAUUAUCUUAAGACGGUAGAGCCUAGGCAGUAGAAACUCACUGACUAAAGAUGUAACAAAAAGUGCAUCUCCACUGUAAUUUGUCUCAAGCUAGUCCGAUCUGUUAUUUAUUGUCAUCUAUUGUAAAUUGAGUUUUAAGAAAAAAAAUUUCUCCCUUUUCAAGUGUCAAUA